ACAACAUUGUACAACUUUAUCCAAUAACUUUUAAUCAUACUGAAUAACCUCAAUGUCCUAGUUGCAUCAAGACAUUUUCGCAAUAACUGCCAGUAGUCCUACCUAUUGAGCUCCGAGCAUUCCUCACCCAUUUCUGCAAGGCAUUGCAAGGCACUGCACCAUGGAUGCUAAGUCGCUAUUUGAGGGACAGAAAUUGGUGAAACUACCAGCAAUUGCUCAUGAUGAUCCUUUUGUUAAAGUGGUGAAAACUCUAUCGAUGUAUGUGUGCUGAAAACUGAUACAUUAAGACCUCUACCUAAUCUACAAUGUUAGAUACUUCAUCGAUGAAAUUGUCCUGCCUUCAACCUUCGAACAAUUGCGAUCGAGAUCUGCAGGAAACACAGUCCGAAUACUUGUUGAACAUCUCGUCGAAAAUGUUACCAAUCCUGCAAUUAUAAAUGCAAUCUUGUCAGUACCAUAUGAAAGAUGCUUGUAUCUAAGUAACUGAGACUAUCAGAACACUAAAAUGGCACUUCUCUACCCUCGAUAUAGAUGAUCGUGGAAUCAAUGAAACUCGAGCAAGCGCAUGUGAAAUAGUAGCAUGGAGAUUUUUGUCAAGAAUAUCAGAGCGAGAUGCUGUCGAUUUUUGCCUUUACGAAUUACCUCUACCUACUCUUCAACGAUCAGAGGAGAGUCAAGCUACGGAACAUUCCACUUUAUUGCCACAAUUCAGAGAACGGGAUUCACCUCCUGGUACUAGACCACCUAGCCAGAACAAAAAAACCGAACUAUUGCGGUCAAUAGGGACUUUCUUCACUCACAAUGAUGUGGACGAUGAUGAGGAUGAUCCAACAUCGUCUUUUACUGGAUUGAAUGGUCUUGAAAUUGCAGCAGUAGCUGAUUGCAAGAAAUUUCUCAGUCAAAGAAUUGUUCAAAAGAUUAUAACUGGGAUUUGGAAAGGAGAUAUUACUUUUUGGGGAAGCCUAAAUGAGCAUACACAAAAGAAAGCUCAAUUUUACAACAGAAAGAAGUCGGAUCCAUUUUCGAGAUUGCGAGUGCCGAGAUAUAUCAAGACAUUCGAAGUUUUAUUCUUUGCUUCUUUCUUGUUUUUGUACUAUGCAGUCCUUGUUGAACGAAAUCCGUAAGUGCUAUGCUUGUUAUCAGUCCCUCAAUGCCUAACACAUCGUACAGAUACAAAAUUACCGCGCUUGAGGUUCUCCUCUACGUUUGGUUUGCUGCUUUUGCUUAUGAUGAACUCGGAGAGUUCAUAGAUGCAGGGUCAAUAUUUUAUGCUGUUGAUAUAUGGAACGCAUGCGAUUUGAUGAUUGUUUUCAUUGGAGUGGUAUUCCUACUCACACGUUUGUCUCCUUAGUCCAGACGUUGAAACAACAUCUGACAUUGAUUAGGUGUAAUUGGCUUAACGAAGGAUAGUGGUAGAAUCAUUGACAUGGCUUUUGAUUGUCUAUCAUUGGAGGCGCUAUUUAUUAUACCUCGGUUAGUUAUAUUUGUGCACGUGACCGUUCAUUAAACGAGAACUGACUUUUAUUAGAAUAUUCUCGAUUCUCUCACUCUAUCCCUACUUCGGUACUAUGAUACCUUGUCUAAAGGAAAUGGCCAAAGACUUCGUAAAAUUCAUGGUCAUAGUUGGGAUUCUAUAUAUUGGCUUCCUCACGACGUUUAGUUUUCUUGCACGUGAUACAUUUACACUUAAAGAGAUGUUUUGGGUUUUAAUUAAAAUUUUCUUCGGUUCGUCAUACCUUGGUUUUGACAUCAUGUACCAAAUUUCUGAAGAAUUUGGUCCUCCCCUGAUGCUCAUCUUCGUCUGCAUGACGAAUAUUCUUCUCAUCACAUCCUUAAUCAGUAUCCUAAGCGAUAGUUUCUCAAAAGUUAUCAGCCAUGCUAGGGAAGAAUACCUAUUUGUGUACUCGGUUUAUGUCCUCGAAGCAUCAACAUCAAAUCGACUCACACACUUUUAUCCUCCACUAAAUCUGAUUCCUCUCAUCCUCAUCAGACCUCUUAGACUUUUCAUGAGUUCUUCUACUCUACGUCGAACUCGUAUAGGAUUACUAAAAGCAACACAUGCACCAAUCGUAUUGGCGAUUAAUCUUUUCGAAGGCGUUUAUGAAUAUAUUCAAGAUCCAUCUUCUUUCCCUCAUACAUCUAUUGCUACAGGACCUGUUACACCUACUAAUAGCGGACUCGGUAGUAAUGUUGGUGAUAACGGGAUUGGUACAGGAGAACCAGCAUACAAAGGAAAAGCCAAGAAGAAAUUCUUGACAGGUCGUAUUGGAACAAACCAAUCUUUACAUUUUCUGGAUGGACCAAAUAUUGUAGAUGGAGAGGCGAGUCCAUUGGUUACUGGAAAGUGGGAAGGGAAUGUUAGAGGGCUGAAAGCGGGUUGUUCAGAAUCUAUUAAUGCUAAUGGAAGGGGUAAGGUUAAUAAACGAAUAGUGUUUUCGGCGGAGGAUAGUGGAUUGGGAGGGGAAGAUAGGGAUAAUGAUAUUGAUGGGAGAAUACAGGAAGAAAAGGAAAGGGCAAGUGAGAGGGAAAGAUUGGAAAAUAAAGUAGAUGAAUUAGCUAAAAGGAUAGAAGAGUUAACGAGGUUGUUUAUGGCGGAUAAGGGGAUGGCUGAAGAGGAGAUUUAGGAUGGAGAUUUUUAAGGAGGUUGAUUGGAUGAGGAUAGCUUGAGUUGUAUAAUUGAAGAAGAAAAUUAAUAUAUAUAUCAAAUAUAAGAUGGAUGAGUAGAUCAGAUAAGUAUAAAUAUAAAUAU
Molecule: messenger RNA, 2749 nt
Organism: Sclerotinia trifoliorum
Lineage: Eukaryota; Fungi; Ascomycota; Leotiomycetes; Helotiales; Sclerotiniaceae
Source: the annotation of a GenBank genome assembly